Molecule: messenger RNA, 1204 nt
Organism: Tilletiaria anomala UBC 951
Lineage: Eukaryota; Fungi; Basidiomycota; Exobasidiomycetes; Georgefischeriales; Tilletiariaceae
Product: mitochondrial carrier
Exons: 1
Coding region: 117-1097 (326 amino acids)
Source: RefSeq, a predicted model, not a curated record
ACAUGACCAUCUUCCUGCUUCCUUGUGUCCACGCAGGCCCAUCAAGAGAGCCUCGACAGCAGCUCAGACUGGAAGCGCAACCCGCUCCUCUUCUCCAGCAAGAAGAACAAUACAAGAUGGCGGCGGUUACCGCUGUCGGCCUGCAGAUCGCCACGGGCGUACUCAUCACGUAUCCGUGGGAGGUGAUCGAGACGACAUACAAGGUCACUUACCAACCCAAGCGAUCGGACCAGGCCGUCGCCGACGAAAAGACCUCGAAUUUGGCUACAGUGUCGAAAUACACAAACAGCUGGAAUGUCGCGAGCCGCAUUGUCCAAAAAGAAGGCUACCUCGGCUUGCUGCGCGGUCUGCUUCCCUCCUUCACUCUCACUGCGCUAUACUCCUUCUCGCUGGACCUUUUGUCGCAAGCAGCCUUCCAGACCAUACAGGUUAACACCCCGUUUCAGUUCCUCAUCCUGCGCGAAUCGACCACUGCGUUCACACGCGCCGCCUUCUCGCCUCUGACGACGCUCGUCACACGUUUCAUUGCCCGGCCAGAGGCGCGCAGAGUCGUACCGGGGCCGCUGGCAUUCCACCCGGGAGCGAUUUACCGAGCCUGCACCUCCGAUGCCGAGUCCGGUGCAGAUGCUGGGAAGAGUGGCUCGCUCAAGGCACUGUACACAUACAAUCCACGUGUGAUGCUCCUGGAAGCGUCUGCGUCCCUGACGGCCGGCCUGGCCAACUCGCUGCUCGUCCCGCCGCUAGUGCAGCUGCUGUACACAUUCGGCUCGGGCUCGUUCCUACAGUUGAACAGCGAGGGAUGGCAGCAGGUCGGCAUGCUGGCGUGCGUCGCUAGCACCGGCGUGCUCGCCCGGCUCGUCAACUUGGCACUUGACACGGUGUCGAAGCGUCUGCAGGUGCAGGCAUCGCACGGGUCGGACGACGGGAUCGUCUGCCUGCGCCCGAUGCCCUACCGCGGUAUUCGUAACGCGUUUGCGCGCAUCGUCGAGGAGGAAGGUGCCACAAGCCUCUUCCGCGGUUGUGGACUGUAUGCGCUCAGCUCGACUACGCUUGCGGGGCUCAGCGUGCUGGUCGCCGUCGCCGAGGGGCAAGUAUAGGCAAAUGAGAGCUGGCCACAAAAGACGGCAGACAAGUAGCCGCCACAAGCACUGUUCCCAGCUCAUGUCAUUACACAACAUGUAUCAUACCUGCCAAAUGCGUCGAC